CUGGUGCCAAUUGCUUGACAGUGUGGGAUAAAUCAAAUUACUUAGUCUUGUGUAUAAUAAACUGAUGUCCCCACUGCUGUAAGAGCUUCUUUAUUGUAGUCAGCACUGGGAAGUGUGCUGAUGGAGCUGCCCCUUGGCUGAUGGGACAAGGGCUUGUGCCUCUAGGGCUGCCUGCUCUGUUCUUAGGCUGCAAGGAGAGAGCUUCAGUUUAGCAGCAAAUUAGUGCACUUCUAAAACUUGUGAAGGAGGAAAGGAGUAUGUGAGGGGGGGGCUUUGAAGGGAACUCUUACACUAGAAGGAGAAUAAUUAUGUAUCAUGGGAAAUCCUGUAAUCCUUAUCUUCCUACUAGAAGAUAAGGUAGGCAGCUAGGUGGGAUUUUACUGUUCUGUUUCCACAGAUAGUACAACGCUGGCACCUGCCAAGCGUGGUCCCCUGGAUCAGUUUGCUGCUGCAGUUCACCACAAGGCCACACAAACACUCAUGAACACAGCUGGUACCUGGGCAGCUUGUGGCCCAUGAGGAAAUAGGGGCAGUGGCCCAACACUAAUGCCCUUUUUGGCUACCCACACUCUCUUGAUUGCAUAUCAAGCUGUGGUCUAAUAUCCUAAAUGGAACCCAGGGCAAAGAAGGGGCCCUGCCAACACAGCCAUUUGGUGCUCCAGGAGCUCACUGCGACUGUGUUGGUCUGCUGCUCAGCUGUGCUUUUUAAAAGUAUAUUGUGACAAAUGCAACCACUUCUGAUCUGUGGAUGAAUAGAAUCUUAUUAUCUGUUAACAGCAGGACAUCUGCUGGGGCUUAAAAACACUGUCACACAUGCUGAUAUACUUGGUCAGAACCUGCCUGGGGUCCAGUGUGGUCCCUCCAGAGCCAGCCAUAGAUGAGGUCCUCUGGAAAUGAGUCCUACCAGUGCUGCUUGUACUGGAACUCUCCGAUGUAGCUUUGUGUGCAUUUCCUAGGAACUGGGUCUUAUGCUUGUUAACAGAUAUGCUAUUGUAUCAAUAUUAAAAUGUACAGAGGUCUGUUCUAAGCUUUAUAGCUGAUCACCUUCAGACGUUUGGGCCGCCUUGGGGUGGAACAAUACUGACAUUCAGUGGUUGAUUAUACUUGCCACCAUUGUGUGACUGUCCAGGAGAUUUUGGAGGGGUUUAAUGUGCAAUGCUGGCUAAAUUCAGAACAUGUUUAGUCGAACUGGAUUAAAGCAAUUGUGUCAAGGCUCCUUUAUAAAAACGCUGUGCUCACAGUAUUAAAAUUGUCUGGGUUUUUUUACAAACUAAAUUAGAGAUUAAUUUGGUCCAGGAGAGAGACAAUAGAAACAUGCAAUAACACUUUUUAGCUUUGUUUCCUUUCCCACUCUUAAGCAAAUUGACAAUCACACUUUCUAAAAGAACUUCUCCUUAUAUACUGUAUUGGCUGAGUUGGAUUUUUCUGUCCACACUUCUGUGUCUGCCAUGAGAGACAGUGUGCUCUUAGCAGAAGGUAUCUAAGACCUGGCAAGGCCCCAGUGAAGAUGAGCACAUUGCUGUCAUGCGUGUGAAGGAGCAGCUGGAGUUUUGAAUUUGAAAAGCUGGAUCUUGGCUCCCUUCCCACGUCUGCUGACUUAGGUGGAGGGAAAGAGCAUAUUGAUGACCUUCUUGAGCUGUCCUUCUUCACCAUCUUUGGUGAGCUUUGGAAGACAUACUUUAGUUUCAUCAAAAUCUUCAGGGCCAGACCAUUUUUCAUUGUUACAAGUGUGUUGGGAGGUCAGUUGAGUACUCCGGGCAGUUCAGAUUCAGACACAGCAACAAGAGCUCAUGCUGGAUGAAGAGAAAUGCUUAUUCCAGUAUUUUGGAAUGAGACUCAGUCAUACAAUGUUUGGACUCCUUAAAAUCUCUGUUGGACUGGGCCAUUUACAUUAGAUGCUUCCAUGCCAUCUUCACAUUAGUGUGCCAGAGUCAACAUCAGCAAAGGAGCAAAUUUUAUCUGCAUUUUAGGCAUGAUCCCAGCCAAACACUGUAAGAUUAGUAAAAACUACAAUGGUUUUUGGUAGAUGUGUUUUGCUUCUCUUGGACAUGCUGAGUUGAUGGUGGCCUUCCUCUUUCAGGGUGUGGAUGCCCAGUAACUGUUUGGUCUCUUUCCAGUCAUGUUUGAAUUCCUCCAAAGACUGAAUUUCAAUUCAGGAUAUCUCCCUUGCUAUCGUCUGCCCAUUUCCACCACCUGCCCUGUGCCAGCCCCAUGGAGCUCUCUGGCAAUGUAAUAACUUGCAUUAAGAAGCUGAUCUGACCAGAAACUUCUUUUGAUGGACAAUUUAUGGCUGGACUUUCCUGCACUUUCCUAAUGUAGAAAAUGAUCCACAGCCUGUUUCUUAUAAACUGUUCUGGUGAUAUAUUCUUGGAGAAGCACUGGAAGAGCGUUGUGAGCCAGUCUGUGUGCGAUUAUUUCUUUGAAGCUCAGGAGAAAGCAAUCGAUGUUGAGAAUGUGCCUCCUGUCAUCUCAACUCCACAUCACUACCUCAUCAGCAUCUAUCGGGAUAAAAUCUUCUUUGUGUCUGUCAUACAGACAGAAGUGCCACCACUCUUUGUAAUUGAAUUUCUGCACCGAGUAGCAGAUACUUUCCAGGAUUACUUCGGCGAAUGUUCUGAGACUGCAAUUAAGGACAAUGUAGUAAUUGUGUAUGAGCUUCUAGAAGAAAUGCUAGACAAUGGCUUUCCACUGGCAACAGAAUCUAACAUACUGAAGGAGCUGAUUAAGCCUCCCACAAUUUUGCGCUCUGUUGUCAACUCCAUCACAGGCAGUAGUAAUGUGGGAGACACACUUCCCACCGGCCAGUUGUCCAACAUUCCCUGGCGCAGAGCGGGGGUAAAAUACACAAACAACGAAGCCUAUUUCGAUGUCAUUGAAGAAAUCGAUGCCAUUAUAGACAAAUCAGGUUCCACAGUCUUUGCAGAAAUCCAAGGUGUUAUUGAUUCGUGUAUUAAGCUCUCAGGAAUGCCAGAUCUUUCUCUGUCUUUCAUGAACCCACGGCUGCUGGAUGAUGUCAGCUUCCAUCCAUGUAUCCGCUUCAAACGCUGGGAGUCUGAGAGAGUCCUUUCAUUUAUUCCUCCCGAUGGGAAUUUCAGAUUGAUCUCCUACCGUGUCAGUUCACAGAACUUGGUGGCAAUUCCUGUAUAUGUGAAACACAUGAUCAGUUUUAAGGAAAAUAGUUCUUCGGGAAGAUUUGAUGUUACUAUUGGACCAAAACAGAAUAUGGGGAAAACAGUAGAAGGAGUUGUCAUGACAGUUCACAUGCCAAAGGCUGUACUUAAUAUGAGCCUCACUGCUACACAAGGCAGCUAUACUUUUGACCCAGUUACUAAGGUGUUAACGUGGGACGUGGGCAAAAUUACCCCUCAGAAGCUACCAAACCUGAAAGGCAUAGUGAACCUGCAGUCUGGAGCACCCAAGCCAGAGGAGAAUCCAAGUUUAAACAUCCAGUUUAAGAUACAACAGCUUGCAAUUUCAGGACUGAAAGUGAAUCGCCUAGACAUGUAUGGAGAAAAAUACAAGCCUUUUAAAGGUGUCAAAUAUAUUACAAAAGCAGGAAAAUUCCAAGUCAGGACAUGAGAAGAUGAUCUAAGAGGAAAUUCCCCUUAAAAAAAACUUGACUGCUUAGUGACUUAUGUUGCUAUUAAUUAGGUGCCAAUUAAUUAAUAGACACUGAUUAGUUUGGGAUCAAAGCAUUUGUGCACAGCAGCUCUUAAAAUGAAAGCAUAGCUUAGGUUUUCUUAAUAUGGCUUUAAAAUAAGGUACUUUUUUUCUAAUACACUUUCACUCUUUUUUUACUGAUUUGUUGUGCUGGUGAAUAGUUUGAUAUAGGCAACCCACAAAAUGUCACAAACCCUACACUGCCAGUCAGAUACCAAAGCCCAGAGGUCAAGCACAUUAUGAAGGCCAGAGAGGCCACUGGAAAAGUCUGGUGGCAUGUUUUGCUGCUGCAGCCACCUGCAAAGAAAGCUCAGUUACUCUCACAGCCAGCUGCAAGCUGGCAUUCCACAAAGGAGCCUGUAAUCAUUUCAGAAAUAGAGAGCAGCAGUGAGAGGGGCAGGGGACCCCUAGGACAUAGCAAAUGUCACUCCUGAGAAAGCUUCUGAUGAGGUAAAAAAUAAUUUCUGUGUUUACAAGAAAUUGCCUUUCUUAAGAAGCAUUUGCCUUAAUCAGCUUUCAUUUCUGCCAUCUGCAGAUGAGCUGAUAAAAAUAACAUCCUGCAUUAAAUCUGGGAGGUGAUUGUUGCUUCAGUAAUCCACUUUCUUUCCAUUCAAUCUCAUCAUCUCCAUAAUUUUUUUUAAGAAUACAGUUGCAGAGAGUAAGAUCUAUUUUUUAUGUGAAGCCUUUGCUUUGACUUAGAUGUUCCACUUGUUUGAAGCGGAUGCCACCAGAUGUGUGUGGUGUGUACCUUGGAGCGUAGCUUUUUAGACAGCACAAUAGAAGUGUCAAGUGUAUUUAAUGGUUGUGUGCUUUAAUGUUAUGAAAUAAAGGGAACUCUACUGCAAA
Pseudopipra pipra is the source of this 4506-nucleotide messenger RNA. RefSeq names its product adaptor related protein complex 3 subunit mu 1 (gene AP3M1). Gene Ontology annotation, biological process: intracellular protein transport; endocytosis. Gene Ontology annotation, cellular component: clathrin adaptor complex; cytoplasmic vesicle. Lineage: Eukaryota; Metazoa; Chordata; Aves; Passeriformes; Pipridae. The record is from RefSeq and is a predicted model, not a curated record. The coding region runs from base 2323 to 3579 and encodes 418 amino acids. The transcript has 9 exons.